Vespa mandarinia (Asian giant hornet) is the source of this 1078-nucleotide messenger RNA. RefSeq lists its product as uncharacterized. Lineage: Eukaryota; Metazoa; Arthropoda; Insecta; Hymenoptera; Vespidae. The record is from RefSeq and is a predicted model, not a curated record.
UUGUCAAACAUAACAUAACCUAUUGUAACACACUUCUGACAUUACUCAUUUAUAACAAUUUAGAUUUAUUUAAAGUAUUAAAAUCAUAAGCAUUUGGUAAAAAAAUAAUAUUUGUUUUAAACUAAUGUUUUAUAAAAAAUGUCAAGCACAAUUAACAGUGUAAUAACUAAUAGAGAUCGAGAUUGUUUGGCUUGCAGAAUUAUUAGUGGUGGUGGUCUAAUUGGAUCAGGCAUUUACGUUUAUUAUCAUUCAAAGAAAUUACAAAAACCUAAAGGAAAAACAGUAAUGUAUACUAUCGCAAGUGGACUGGUUUUAUUGGGGACUGCUAGAAUAAUGGAUCUACCACCGUUUCGAAAUCAAUUUAAUCAUAGAUAAUGGAUAAAUAUUUAAAUAUAUAAGAUAAAAUAUUAAAACUAUGAACAGAUUAUAAUAUUGUUCAUGUAACAUACACAAAAUGCUACUUAUUUUCCUACUUUAGUAUAUUAACGUAUUUACUUUACAUAAAAUUAUAAUACAUUCUAGAACAAAGACCUAUUAAGAUUUAACAAUGAAAAUGAAUAAAAAAUAUUGAAAUAUUUCCUUCAACUUGUUUAAAUUUUAUUGUUGUCAACAUAGGGAGAUACAUCAAUGUGCAAUAAUCUUAUAUAGUGCUUUAUUUAGUUGAGAAGAAAAUUAAAUAAACACAUUUAUGAAAACAUCAAUUUUAAUGUCAUGGGAGAAUAUACCAUUUGAUUCAGUAGAAGGAUUUUUUUUCAAGUUUUCUUAUUUUUUUCUUUCAUUUUUUUUUUUUUUACUUUUUCAUUUUUUGAAUAAUUUGUCUUCGAUAACAUUAUUUGUAUAAAACUUUUCUAAUCAAACGGGACAAUUACAAUGAUUUUUAUCAUGACUUCUUCUCUGGAGUUCUUUCACACAACAUACGAUUGAAAAAAGAACUUUGCUUAUGAUCAGGGUUGUGUCUGAUCAUUUCAAAGAAUUGGAAUGAAUACUGACAAGUUUACUAAAUUAUACCCCUAUAUACCAUGCAAUCCUACAAUUGAGACGUGUUAUAACAAUUUUCAAAGGAACUAAAUAAAAAAAA